AUGCUUGCGGCUCUUGGGUUCGCUCCUUCGACUGCUGACCCGUCGCUGUUCCUGCGCACCGACACUUCGUUGCCGUCGUUCUACAUCCUCGUGUACGUCGACGACUUGGUCUUUGCCACUGCUGACACUGAGGCUCUCGCUCAGGUGAAGUCGGAGCUGCGGAAGAGACACACGUGCACAGACCUGGGUGAGCUGCGCAGCUACCUUGGCUUGCAGAUCACCCGGGACAGAGCACGCCGCACCAUCACACUGACUCAGUCACACAUGGUGCAGCAGGUCCUUCAGCGCUUCGGCUUCUCCUGGUCCUCCCCACAGGCCACUCCUCUGGCUACAGGUCACUCGCUCUCAGCUCCACCUUCGGACGAGUCCGUAGUGCCGAGUGGUCCCUACCCAGAGCUUGUUGGCUGCCUCAUGUACCUGAUGACCUGCACUCGACCUGACCUCGCAUACCCUCUUGGCCUUUUGGCUCGUUACGUGGCUCCUGGCAGGCAUCGAAAUGUACACAUGGAUGCUGCCAAGAGGGUGUUGCGCUACCUGUGCAGUACAUCAGGCAUGGGGCUCGUGCUUGGAGGACGGAGUGAGGUGGUCCUCACUGGGCACUCAGACGCGUCUUGGGUUGACGACCAGACUACACAGCGGUCGUCGCAGGGUUACACCUUCAGCCUUGGCUUUGCUUCUGUUUCUUGGCGGUCUACAUGCUCAUCUUCUGUUCUCAGCUCCAGUUGUGAGGCUGAGAUCUACGCCACCGCCAUGGCUGCACAGGAGGUACGCUGGCUCACCUACCUGCUGACUGACCUGGGUGAGCGGCCUCGUUCUCCUCCAAUUCUGUACGUUGACAACAAGGCAGCCAUUGCCUUGUGUGAGGAGCACAUACUGGAGCACAGAACAAAGCACAUCGCUCUGCGUUACUUCCUGGCUCGAGAGUUACAGCAGCGAGGUCAGCUUCGUCUUCGUCACGUGGCCACUCGGGCCAACACUGCUGAUAUAUUCACCAAGGCACUUCCGUCUGGUGAUCAUCAGCGCUUUUGUACCUACGUUUCCACACUUGCUGUAGUCCUUGCUUGUACUGUGAUCUAUAUAUAUACCUGCUUGCUGGCUCUUGCUAGGUAG
Messenger RNA from Closterium sp. Yama58-4, 1110 nucleotides. Lineage: Eukaryota; Viridiplantae; Streptophyta; Zygnematophyceae; Desmidiales; Closteriaceae. The record is from the annotation of a GenBank genome assembly.